CACCCCUAAAUUGGUGACCCAAAUCAACCAUAUUCCAAUUUCCACACAAAAAAUCCCCAAAUCCCAUGUCUCUCUUUCUCAAACAAAUCCUCCUCUUUUCUCUUCCCCUAAUUUUCCUCUUUUGUCUCCUCCUUCCACUUCACCAUUUCCAUAGCCAUACUCAUACUCAAACUCAUUUUCCUCACAACCCCACUUUCUCAAACCCCUUUUCACCACCACCAAGAAUAGCUUACUUCAUUACUGGUACUAAAAAUGAUGGAUCAAGAAUCUUUAGGUUACUUCAAGCAGUGUAUCAUCCAAGAAACUACUAUUUGCUUCAUCUUGAUCAAUUUGCUUCACAUAAACAGAGAAUUCAGCUUGCCUUGAAAGUGGGUUCUGUUGAUGUGUUUGUUGCAGCUGAAAAUGUGAAUGUUAUUGAGAAAGCUGAUGCUGUUAAUGAAGAAGGGUCUUCUCCUUUGGGUUUGGUGCUUCAUGGUGCUGCUGUUUUGUUGAAGUGGAAAAUGGAUUGGGAUUGGUUUGUUAAUCUUGAUGCCUCUGAUUAUCCCCUCAUUCCACAAGAUGAUUUUCUCCAUAUCCUGUCUUUUGUUCCGAGGAAUUUGAAUUUCAUAGAAUAUAAUAUGAACAUCAGCCCAGAGGAAUAUCAAAAGGCUCUGGAAGUUGUCGUUGACUCUAGACUCUACAUUCUCUUAAGAGGAAAAAUGUUUGUGGGCGACCGAAAACGGGUACUUCCUAGUGCUUUUAAACUUUUUAUGGGUUCUCAACAUGUCAUUCUAAACAGGAAGUUUGUUGAGUACUCGAUCCAGGGAUGGGAAAAUUUGCCAAGAUUGCUCCUGCUAUACUUCACGAACACUAGAUCAUCUCAUAAAGGGUAUUUUCAGACUCUUGCUUGCAAUACUCUGGAGUUUUCAGAUGCUGUCAUUAACUCCAAUUUGCGAUUCAUUAACUCGGACAACACUGCUCGAGAUCCUUCAGACUUCAGAGCUCCAAAUUCUGAUAGAAUACUUAAAAGGGAGGUUGCAUUUGUUGGAAACGUAUCAGCGGAUUCUCCCUUAUUGGACAUGAUUGAUGCACACAUUCUUCACCGUGGUCGCGGUAUGGUCUCACCAGGAGGGUGGUGUUUAGGUAGCUCAAAUUGGUUCAGUGAUCCUUGCGGUGAAUGGGGUGAUCCUAGUGUCCUAAGACCAGGGCCAGCUGCAAAAGGACUCGAAAAGUUCCUCAUGAAAUCGAUCAAAGACAUGUCAAUCAAGUCGAGCAGAUGUGACCAUCAAUAACCACUUUAUGGAUCCUGCUAACUCCCUUCUUCCUCUCCUCUUACCGGUAUCAAAGGAUAUGGCAAUUUUUGGAAAUCAGUGCUUCUGUAUGUUGGUUGCCUUAGCCCAAAGGUUCAGAGCUAUCUAGUACCUAUGCUAUUCGGAGGUGACAAAUAUCCACUGAAAAUGUUGAGGUGCGUGCAAGCUGUCUCAAACACUAGAGUCAUCGAAAAAGAAAAACCAGGGGAUUCUUCCCAGGUAUGUAAUGUAGUUGGUACCCGAUGGAAUAGUCCAGGAGUGUACAAGCCUGUUAUAGAAAAAUGUGUGCUAGUGUGCUGCAGGUAAUGGAUUUUCACCCAGAAGUGUGCAGAAUAUCGCGAAUCGAACGAUUCUUGUAUCCAUGUACUAAAAUUGUUGCCACUGUUAAAGUUAAAUAUCACUAUGUAUGUUAGAAGAAGCUCAUCAAAUUUGAAAAAAACUC
Messenger RNA from Solanum tuberosum (potato), 1731 nucleotides. RefSeq names its product beta-glucuronosyltransferase GlcAT14B-like. Gene Ontology annotation, molecular function: glucuronosyltransferase activity. The transcript has 4 exons. The coding region runs from base 66 to 1271 and encodes 401 amino acids. Gene Ontology annotation, cellular component: membrane. NCBI's taxonomy places the organism in Eukaryota, Viridiplantae, Streptophyta, Magnoliopsida, Solanales, Solanaceae. The record is from RefSeq and is a predicted model, not a curated record.